AUGAAAGCAAAUGCAUCAAUACAACUAUACAACCGCUAUAAGAAUAAUGAAUCAGCACUUGAAGUAGCUCGUCAAAAAUUAGUGGAACGUAAACAAAUGCCAAGUCCGAGUCGCCUAUGUGGAUAUCAAUAUGAAAAUGUUUGUUUGGCUGGACAUUUUCUUCAGAAAUGUACAUGUGGGAAACCAGCCCUUGCAGAAUGA
Rotaria sordida is the source of this 201-nucleotide messenger RNA. Lineage: Eukaryota; Metazoa; Rotifera; Eurotatoria; Philodinida; Philodinidae. The record is from the annotation of a GenBank genome assembly.